UGGCUUGAGUAUGCGCGUCCUUAUGCAGGGUCCAUAUGUGGGCAAGGGGUUCAUUGGGGUUGGAAGACUCGAGGCAAGGGGAUGGGUUCGAAGGCGCACGCUGAAUAAUGGGGACACGUUGGAAAAAUGUGAUAGGUACUCAUAUCGGCAGGAGGCUGAGAGGGCGGGCACAAGGUGCGGACAGCGCAGAUAUCAUGAAGCUGUCCUCAGGACGUUGAAUCCAUCACAGGGUUCGCUCGUGCUCGUAUGGUGGAUGGGCCACAGGCUGGAGGCGCUCCAACUAUGCUGUACCAUUCCCGAAACAUGAGCCUAAUGUUCGCCUUGUUGAACGACGAAGCCAGCUGAGGACAACGAUUGAAGAAAAGGAGGAGAGGAAAACGAAAUCGAAGACAACUUGAGCGUGGAAGGACUCGGAGUGCGGUUGUGAGUUUGCCAGUGUUGUUGCAAAAAUUAACAGUCAAAUGACAGUCAAUACUGAUACAGCCCAGCCACCUGCACAGUCUCAGGGGCGCAUGGCUUUGUCAGACUGGCAAUUUUCAUGGCCAGCUAGCCGGCACAAGCGACGGGAUGGAACAUUAUUUCUCCGCCGCUGUCUGGACAAUCGACGACUUCAAGAUGGACCUCAACUUGCAAUAACAACUUGAACAACAACAUUCAAACAACAUACUAGUACAUCGAACAUCCCAAACCAGGGAGUUGAUUCCUUUCUCUUUUUCACCGUCUGAUUUGGCCGCCACCUCUGUGCCGCAUUUGACACUACUCUAUUGAUAGGGCUACCGUUAAACAUUCCACCGAGAUGAGAAUGCCCGCAUGAAGAUUCGAUCAUCUGCCCUGCGGAGGCAGCCUUCUGUGUCCAUGAAGGAGUUGAUAUUGUUCCUUCUGCUUUGUGGACUAACUAGGUGUACCUGUCUGUGUACUUGUCUCCUCCAUGUCAAUAUGUGAGGGAGCUCGUCAAUGUAUUGGAAUGCCACCGUGCACAGGCCAGACGCGAGGGUGGCCGGCCGAUCGAAAUUCCUGGUUGAUGCCACUCAUUCUUGACCUUACAUGGAGUUGGCAACGGGGCUGUCUUGGUAUGGUACAAUCUGGGAAUGACCAGCCCUCUCGACUCAAGGUAUAAGUCGAUACUUGUUGUUAUCUGUUUGCCCGACUAAUGUAAAUGAUCGAUCUUUCCUAAAAAAAUAUCUCGUCCAACAGGUAUUCCUCUCGCCGCGAUGGCUGUGAUUCGGAAACUGCUUUCUUUUUUGUUCGUCUCCUCGCUAUGCUUUUCCUUUACUUUUGCCCAGGAUCAAAAAUGGACAGACAUUGCGAACACUGUCCAAGAUCUGCUUGACGCUAUUCGCAAGUCUCACGAGGAGUAUCUCGCAGAAUCUGAGUCUGGAUCGCGGAUCGACCGCCGAGGCCCUGGGUUUGCUCGAGCACGUUAUUGGCAACCACUGGCACCAUCGCAGCGCCCACCGUCAACAGAGGACUUUUCCAGCCAAUUAUCCCAGCUCGUGCAGAGUCUGGGAAGCUCACUUGAGGAACUCAUACAGUUAAUAGCGUCACAGUUUGACAUUGAGGAUCUGCUUCCAGGGACGCAUCCAACGCCGUCAUCGACCAUUUUACCUAUCACCCAACUAACCACGCAUGGAUUUUCGUCGACUUCGGCAGCUGGGAUACACACCAGAUCGACGACCACUAACUCAUUCGCGCAUCCUACUCCUCCGUCCGCCCAUACCUCAACCACGAGGACUACUACCACUUCUUCUUCCCUACCAAGCUCAACAUACACUUUCAACCCCCAAGCCUCCGAUCUAAACGUGGUAUACUACUCACAAACAGACCUGACACCCGUGAUCCCGCUGACACAAGUAUGCGCCGACGACUCCAUCGACAUUGUCAUUAUCGCAUUUGUAACAGCUCUCUUCAGUGACGGAGGCUAUCCAUCCAUGAACAUGGCAUCGAAUUGCUGGGCACCCAACGCCGCACAACAAGCGGCCGGCGCCACGAAGCUGCUCGACUGUGUGGGUGACGGCUUCGCCCAGAAAAUCGCCAUGUGCCAGAACCGGGGAAAAAAGGUCUUACUCAGCCUAGGAGGAUCCGUGGGAAAUCUAUACAUGGCCAGCCAAGACCAAGCGGUGGAAGCCGCACAUACACUGUGGAAUCUGUUUUUGGGUGGUUCCGACCCGGCUUUGAAAGCUCUUCGACCUUAUGGCGAAGUGGUGUUUGAUGGUAUAGAUAUUGACAACGAAACCCCCUCCAACGCAAUCCAUCUCCCAACCCUAGCCUCGACGCUUCGACACCUCUUUGCCAACGACUCCUCGAAACCAUACUACCUCUCCUCUGCGCCGCAGUGUCCGCGCCCUGACGCUUCUGUGCCCGUGCCCCAGCUAGUCAAUGUCGUCGACUUUUUCAACGUGCAGUUCUACAAUAACCCUUCCUGCCAGCUAAGCAGUACAGGUCAGGGAUUCUAUGCAUCGCUACAGGCAUGGUCUGGGGAUUUGUUAGGUGCUGGUUCUGGUUCCAAUACUUUUGUCCAAAUCGACAAUGGAAUCACCUCCCCCCGUCUCUUAAUCGGCACACCGGCCUUCCCGGCCGCAGGGUCAGGCUACGUCGAUGUCGCGACGUACAAGAGUAUCCUGACACAGGUCAAGGCUAUGGCAUUGCCGAACCUCGCGGGCGCCAUGUUUUGGGACGGCGCGUACCAGGAAGUCAGUGGGCAGAUGGUCGACGGAAGGAAUGUGACAUUUGCACAGGUCGUGAAGAGUGUUUUGGGUUGAAACUACCAAACUUCUUGGAAAAUAAUAGGUGGUCCAAACUAAAGCUUGUUCAGAAGCUGCAGGACGGUGCAGUUCUAGUACUGGGAUAUAACUAUAUGCCGUGUGAUGAAGAGGGGGGUCAGCUGACGCCGCUUCAAUGCAACGGGGAUUCUGAUGUUCUAGAAAGCGAACCGCUUCGUUUGAACGGUUGUUAGCAUUUGGUAGGUAGGUUGCCGUCAGAAGAGGGAAAUUUAAAUGUAUGCUCGUCAUUCGAUGCAUGCGCAAACCAAGCAUACAGCUGGUAAUCUUUGGCGGAGAUAAAAUAACAUAUUCGAUAAAUGUCCACUCAUAGCAUUUGUACAUAUAUACAUAUCCGCUAAGCACAGCCUUUUCGAGCUGCUUGGAAAGCACCAGUGUAGCGAGAAACAGGCCCGACCCAACCACCAACACCACCCGCUAGCCUAGAUAGACAAUAUUCGUUUCGACCUUGGACCAGAAACAUGCCCCAAAAUACAGACACAAACAAAGAAUCAG
Molecule: messenger RNA, 3272 nt
Organism: Exophiala dermatitidis NIH/UT8656
Lineage: Eukaryota; Fungi; Ascomycota; Eurotiomycetes; Chaetothyriales; Herpotrichiellaceae
Product: chitinase
Exons: 2
Coding region: 1212-2759 (515 amino acids)
Biological process (GO): carbohydrate metabolic process
Cellular component (GO): extracellular region
Molecular function (GO): chitinase activity
Source: RefSeq, a predicted model, not a curated record